UCCAGACCAACCGCUAAACCUCCCGCAAGCGCUGGAGAAGAAGCGCUUGGAAUAUUUUCAAUUUUUCUCAUACCAGACGCCUAGUGAACUUGACAACCACUAGACUUACAUUUAACGACCAACCAGACAUCGUUUACAGUUAUUUCACUUGCCACAGAUUCAUCGUGUUAGAUUAUGCAUUCAGUAGAGGUGUCAAUCCCGUCUUUUCGAUCGGAGGGCAGUAAUGUGGAGAAGGGCUACACGGUUUUUAAGAUCGAGGUGCUCAUGUGUGGUAGACAGCACACUGUAGAGAAACGAUAUAGUGAAUUUCAUACCCUGCAUAAAAUGCUUAAAAAGAUCAUUAAACCUCCUGAAAUCCCUUCAAAGCAUGUGAGGAACUGGGUUCCCAAGGUUCUCGAGCAGAGAAGACAUGGAUUAGAACUUUACCUUCAGACUAUAAUCAUGGAAAAUGAGGUUCUUCCAAAGAUAUUCUUGGAUUUCCUCAAUAUCCGGCAUUUCCCGUCACUACCGAAAACAGAGAGUUGUGGGUCAUUCGAAACGGAAUCAGAGGAAUCAAGUAAACUGACACACCAGCCGGCGCUGCUCUUCCUGAGGGAUCCAUAUCUGCUGCCUGCCACCAAUGAUACGUUUUCAAAUAUGGUAAUUGAAGGCGUGAUACGUGGAAUAUUCUAUCCGGACUUCCAGCCGAGGUAGAUCUGAGCGAGCGCUGUGGAAAACAUCAACUCAUGUUUCACAGAUAAGAAGGGAUUCGUAUUACCGACACUAAAUAACCCAGCGCCAGUUUAAAGGAUUUGUUCAUUUUAUUUUGGUAUAAACACUCCAUAGAUUUUUUGCACAGUAUUUAGUGUCACUGAUAUUCGUAGGCUGUAUACACAGAAUUUCAUAGUGAUAAUUCACCAAAAAUAACAAUUCUAUCAUCAUUUAUUCACCCUCAUUUCAGUCAUAACCUGUAUACGACAUUUUCAUCUGUGGGUCAAAAAGAAGCUAUUUUCAGACAUGUUUCUAUACAAUGGGGUUAAGUGUUGUUUGGGUACCAGCAUGCUUCAAAAUAUCUUCUUUGGUGAUCUGCAGAAGAAAAAACACUCACUCGGGUUUGAAAUGGCUUAAGGAUGAACAAAUGAUGAUAGAUGAUAGGUCUAUUAUUUCUGUAAAUGAUCAUAUUGAGUGUCAAAUCAAGGUCUCGUUUAAUCUCAAAUAUCAAGUGUGAAGUACCUCAGCAAACAUUUGCACAUCUUCUGUAAAACAGAACAAAACAUGCUGUGAUUUGAACUAAUUUUACAUGAAAUCUCAUCCACCGACUGAGAUGAAUUUGAUCAGAGCAUUGAACCGUUUCGUUUUCCAAUGGAAUCGUUUGUUUUUGUACCUUUUUCGAGUUUCUGAUGUGAAAAUUAAUGAUAACCAGCCUCGCUUAUGGUGAACAAAAAGGGAACAAUUGUGUAAACCAAAUGUAUGUCUAAGUCAACUUAUGUGUCUCUAUUUACCAUGUUAUUGCCCAAAACUUGAAAGAGUAAUAGUUGUUACCAAGCUUGCUUCUAUAUUGGACCAAGGAAAAAGAUUAUUGGUAGAUUAUUAUUAAAAUGCAGUUUAGUCUUGGAGUAACAUGAUAAUUUUAGGAAACGAAUUUGUGUAACAUGAGAGCAUUUGAACACUAGCUUUUAAAAGCUUUUACACUACUGUUAAAAGCAAUAGUGGUGAUAAUGUGACGAGAGCUAAUAUGAUUUACAGCAAACCCCAUCUGCUAAAACACUGAGAGUGAAACUGACACAUGAUAUUUUUUUACAUACUGAUACCAUUUCAAGCAGUUAUACUUACUUUGUUAUGUGUUUGUUUUUAUUACGACGUCUUAAUUGUGCGUAUAAAAUAUGUGCCAUGUGAUGUGCGUGUAACUCUUGACACUUUUGAUUGUUGUCAAUGCACUUUAACAUUGUUGAAAAAAGAGUUUAACUGAACAUUGUUUUUAAAAAUGACAGCAAUAAAACAUCACACAUUCAUUCAUUAAA
This is a messenger RNA of Triplophysa dalaica, 2000 nucleotides long. It is a transcript of the gene snx24, whose product is annotated as sorting nexin 24. Gene Ontology annotation, molecular function: phosphatidylinositol phosphate binding. The transcript is spliced from 7 exons. NCBI's taxonomy places the organism in Eukaryota, Metazoa, Chordata, Actinopteri, Cypriniformes, Nemacheilidae. The record is from RefSeq and is a predicted model, not a curated record. The coding region runs from base 175 to 693 and encodes 172 amino acids.